This is a messenger RNA of Brettanomyces bruxellensis, 1197 nucleotides long. RefSeq names its product MAPK protein hog1 (gene HOG1). Gene Ontology annotation, biological process: protein phosphorylation; stress-activated MAPK cascade; cellular response to oxidative stress. The transcript has a single exon. The record is from RefSeq and is a predicted model, not a curated record. Gene Ontology annotation, cellular component: cytoplasm; nucleus. Gene Ontology annotation, molecular function: MAP kinase activity; ATP binding. Lineage: Eukaryota; Fungi; Ascomycota; Pichiomycetes; Pichiales; Pichiaceae. The coding region runs from base 1 to 1197 and encodes 398 amino acids.
AUGGCAUCUCAAGACUUUGUGCGGACCGAGAUUUUCGGUACGGUCUUCGAGACUACACCAAGGUAUACAGAUUUGACACCUAUAGGAAUGGGUGCUUUUGGCCUUGUUUGUUCAGCCAAGGACAACCUUACAGGACAAAAUGUUGCAAUCAAAAAAGUUAUGAAACCAUUCUCGACUGCUGUGCUAGCCAAGAGAACAUACAGAGAGCUCAAACUAUUAAAUCACCUCAGGCAUGAAAAUUUGAUUUCUUUAGAGGACAUCUUUCUAAGUCCAUUGGAAGACAUAUAUUUUGUUACAGAUUUACAAGGUACCGACUUGCAUAGAUUGUUGGCAUCUCGUCCUUUGGAAAAACAGUUCAUUCAAUACUUCUUGUACCAAAUUCUUAGGGGUCUCAAGUAUGUUCAUUCUGCGGGUGUCAUUCAUAGAGAUUUAAAGCCAAGCAAUAUCUUGAUCAAUGAAAACUGUGAUUUGAAGAUUUGUGAUUUUGGUCUUGCAAGAAUCCAGGACCCGCAAAUGACUGGAUACGUCUCUACAAGAUACUACAGGGCACCAGAAAUCAUGCUUACAUGGCAAAAAUACGACACCGAGGUGGAUAUAUGGUCUGCUGGGUGUAUCUUUGCCGAGAUGAUCGAAGGCAAACCUUUGUUUCCUGGUAAAGAUCACGUGGACCAGUUUAGUAUAAUUACAAAACUUCUUGGUUCUCCGCCACCUGAUGUUAUCGAUACAAUAUGUUCUGAGAACACGUUACGUUUUGUUAAAUCCCUUCCUCAUAGAGAUCCAGUCCCAUUUAGUGAGAGAUUUAAGGGCGUCGAUCCCGAUGCAAUUGAUCUCUUAUCGAAAAUGUUGGUUUUUGACCCUAAAAAAAGAAUAACUGCCGCAGAAGCCUUGGAACAUAAAUACUUGACUCCAUAUCACGAUCCAACAGAUGAACCAAUAGCCGAGGAAAGAUUUGAUUGGUCUUUUAACGAUGCAGACCUUCCGGUGGAGACCUGGAAAAUCAUGAUGUACAGUGAAAUUUUAGAUUUUCAUGAAAUUGAAGGUGCCGAGGCCAUGCAUAACGAUAAUCUGGUACAAGGACAAUACGAAUCGGAUAUCAUACAACAGCAGCAUUUACAACAGAGACUUGAGCAACAGCAGCAACAGCAGCAACAACAACAACAACAAGGGCAAGAAAGAGUUGGCGAAAAAUCGUCUUAG